GCACGAACCGCUUGCCAUUUUUCCCCAGUAAAAGAGCACCAACCGACCACCGGAAACGCGCUACACGCCCAAAUAUUUCAUAGGGAGUAAGUACUUAGUAAUCUCCGUGAAUGCGCUAUCUUUCUCCCUCUAGCUCACAAGCACGGCCAGGUGAAUUGCACUCGAUCGAUCCAAUAGGGCAACGUGUGAAUGGCAGUUUUUACUCGUUCUUCCAAAUCCAUCCAUCGGCCAGUCUGUCGUCCCCUGCAGAACCCUAUUUACUCCAUCACUACCCCAACCACCCAACUGCGUGCUCUUUCAAUUCAUUGCGCCGGCCACCGCCAUGACAACCUCCCCCCACCACCACCCCAGCUCACAUGGCCAGUCUCUUGCACACCAGCUGAACAUUAAUCAAUGCCCCGCAUCUUUUUACGAGCUAUAUAACACGCUGAGCUAUCUCAGACCUUAGAUACCCAAGCAAGAAAGAGCUUUCCAGAGUAGAGAGUAGCCAGCCAAGCUGCAGCCAUGGGGACGGGAAGUGCAGGUACGGGGAGCAAGGCAGUUGUAGCGCUCGCUCUGCUGCUCUGCCUGAGCAGCGCCGUGGGUGCGUGGGCGAGGCCCGUCGCGUCCAAGGGGAAGCAUGCCGGAGAUGAGAAGUUCCUCUUGUUGAAGAAGCACUUCGGUAAGGGACUUGGAGGCGGUGUUGGGAAGGGGGGUGGGCUCGGUGGAGGGUAUGGGAAAGGUGGAGGGCUUGGUGGUGGCCUAGGUGGCGGUGGUGGCUACGGCGGAGGUGGCGGUGAAGGACUUGGUGGCGGCAUUGGCCAUGGUGUUGGUGGAGGACUUGGUGGUGGGUUCGGCAAAGGAGGUGGACUUGGUGGCGGUGUUGGUCAUGGUAUCGGUGGCGGCCUUGGUGGCGGAAUUGGCCAUGGUGUAGGCGGAGGUCUUGGUGGUGGGAUUGGCAAAGGAGGUGGACUUGGCGGCGGUGUUGGUCACGGUAUCGGUGGUGGAUUUGGGAAAGGAGGUGGACUUGGUGGCGGUAUUGGUAAAGGUGGCGGUCUCGGUGGCGGAAUUGGCCAUGAUAUGGGUGGAGGUCUUGGUGGUGGGUUCGGUAAAGGUGGUGGACUUGGCGGCGGUGGAUUUGGGAAGGGAGGUGGACUUGGUGGCGGUAUUGGUAAAGGUGGCGAUCUUGGUGGUGGAAUUGGCCAAGGAAUUGGCGGCGGUUUUGGUAAAGGUGGAGGUCUUGGCGGUGGCAUUGGCAAAGGUGGAGGACUUGGUGGUGGCAUUGGCCAUGGCAUCGGUGGCGGAUUGGGCAAAGGCGGAGGCAUUGGUCAUGAUAUUGGAGGUGGCUUCGGCAAGGGCGGCGGCCUCGGUGGCGGCUUCGGCAAGGGCGGCGGCCUCGGGGGUGGUGGAGGAGGUGGGUUCGGUGGUGGCAGCGGCUCCGGUGGAGGUUUCGGCAAGGGCGGUGGGUUUGGUUUCGGGUUUGGCAAAGGUGGAGGACUCGGUGAUGGUGGCAGCGGGGGCAUUGGUGGUGGCCACUGAUGUGUAUCCGUUCGGUCGUUCCGGCUCUGUCUGUAUGUGAUAUGUUUGCCAUCAUAAUAUUCUGUUUCGAUAAGAGCAGUAGGUACCAGGGAGAAGAUUGUUCCUAGCACGUAGUAUCCUGUUGUGUUUGUUUGGUUCGCGUUUGGAGAGAUUAGGUUCGCACCUGUACGUUGUUAUUAAUUUGGUGAUGCUGAUAUCACAGUAUGUACUUCUCCAAAAAUAUGUUUGUUCUAAUGAUUAAUAAUAUAAAAUAAGUAUAAAUAAGAGAAUGCUUUGCAGUUUC
Brachypodium distachyon (stiff brome) is the source of this 1801-nucleotide messenger RNA. RefSeq names its product glycine-rich cell wall structural protein. The record is from RefSeq and is a predicted model, not a curated record. Bases 505 to 1518 code for a protein of 337 amino acids. The transcript has a single exon. NCBI's taxonomy places the organism in Eukaryota, Viridiplantae, Streptophyta, Magnoliopsida, Poales, Poaceae.